Molecule: messenger RNA, 622 nt
Organism: Sodiomyces alkalinus F11
Lineage: Eukaryota; Fungi; Ascomycota; Sordariomycetes; Glomerellales; Plectosphaerellaceae
Exons: 1
Coding region: 248-583 (111 amino acids)
Source: RefSeq, a predicted model, not a curated record
CAGUUGACUUGCAAAACCGUCAAGUUACAGUCUAGUCUUGUCGUAAAAAAUCGCCACAUCUCACCGCAGCAUCAACUUCCAUCUUCUUGACGUACGUUUCCAUCCUCUCCUUCGUUUAUGCAUUAGGAGAAUCCACCCCCCACCUAUCAUCGUCCCCUCUUUGAUCACCCCUAGUUUCGCCCAUCUCCAUCAUCUCACAACCAAAAUCUAAUAUCUGUCUUGUUCCUCAGACAACAACCCGAUCACCAUGCCUCUCACCAUGCCCCUCGGUCUCGCCAUCAAGUCCGGCGAAGCCAUCUGCUACGGCGUAGCCACCGUAGGCGGCUUCGCGCCCUUCUACUUCAUGUACCCGGGCGCCGACCAGCGCCUGGCCAACCAGACCGCCAAGUGGGCGCCCCGCUGGGAGAAGAACAUCAACUACGUCUGCCCGACGACCGAACGCGCCAUCAAGCGCGUCGAGCCGCCCGUCGCCCGCGCCGUCCGCGCCGUCGAGCAUCGCUUGCCCCUCGAGAGGAUGGCCAAGGGUGUGGAGCGCCGGCUUCGGCCUAGGUUUGAGAGGAUUCAUUCGCCUUUGGCGACUUGAGAUGGCCGCGGCGUAAGGUUGGUUUGUUGCCAAAUAGUG